AUGAUGCAUGCGUUCAUUUCCAUUGUGUCUAUAACUCUCAUCCUCGUGGCAGUUAGCGAAAAUUGUGACGGGACAAGAACAAGCGACCACCUUGAAAAGAUAUACCACCAUGAAAUAAAAACUAAACGGCACAGGGAAUUGGCAAAUGAACAAUGUACGAAAAGUGAGAAGACACGAUUGCAUCACCAUCGACGAUUUCCAAGGGCGUUACCAGAUUCCAAAAAGUACUUCUUCGGUAAGGCCGCGUAUUUCUCAGGGGAUGCCGAAGUGAUUCGAUACAAACUGCCGAAGAAUGCCAAUCACAACCUGCCCCGCGAGGCGUUCGCUAUCGAAGCUUGGUUGAAACCAGAAGGUGGACAGCGAAAUAAAACGACAACUAUUGUUGGUCUACACGAUGCAUGUGGUAUGUCCAUUACUGAUAGAGGCUGGUCUAUCGGCAUACAUUCAAACGAUAAAGAUUCCGAGCAGAAUGCAAAGUUGUAUUUCUCCCUUCGAUCGGAUCGGUCUAGAGAUGCCACUAUCAUUACAGCUCACAACCAAUACGAACCAAAUCAUUGGGUACACGUGGCCGCCAGCUACGACGGUACAACUAUGGUAUUAUAUAUUAAUGGGGCUAAGGUAGCAACAAGUUCAAAUCAGAGAGGUGAUAUUUUUAGCAGGUCGUCAAGUCAAUGUAAAGAACUCGACAUCGGUGGAAAUCCUCUGACGGGAACUUUUUAUCGUGGUGUAAUAGAUGAAGUAAUCUUAUGGUCAGAAGCAAGGUCACAUGUAGAAAUUAAGGACAGUAUUUACAGCAUUUCACGUCGUAAGGAAAACCUCAGUAAAUUAGACGUUUACGAAGAUUUCUCUGACAUGAACGACUGGGAUGUUGUAGUUGACUCUGAACCCAGGAUUAUUAAUUCAGAUAUGCCCUCUGACUUCCAUGACGUCACUCUCAAGACAAAUGCAUGCAGCGAAACUGUAUGUGAUGACCCGGAUGUUACAAUAAGUUAUACCGAAAACUGGUCGCUAAGAAAACCGAAGACGCUUCGCUAUCGUGUAAUUAACGUGUAUGAAGAUGACCAAACUAACCCGACUGUCAGCCAAGAACAAAUACAUUAUCAACAUCGUGCGAUUAAUGUUGCAUUUAAUAAGUAUAACAUAUCAUGGGAGCUAACAAUAGUUAAUGUCACCAACACUGCAUUACGGCGCCGUGCAAUCACAUAUGGAUGCGACAUAAGCAACGUUGGAAAUGGCGUGUGUGACGAUGAAUGUCGCCACGAACGUACAGGCAAUGAUGGCGGAGAUUGUGACGAAGAGAGCCUGAAAGGAAAGUGUGAGGCGUCUAAGCAAUCUAAUGGAAAGUGUGACAGCGACUGUAACAACGCAUAUCACAACUGGGAUGGUGGAGACUGUUGUCUUGGCAACCCAGGUGAAGCCACGCAGUGUUAUGAUCCAAGGUCUUCAAACAGGGUGUAUUUGGACGUUGAUGAAUACAAGACACUUCUUGGUUUUGAUAAUAGCGAGUAUUUGAGCAUUUACUUUGCUCAGUGGACGAAUCGCAACUUGCAAGGAAUUGCAACAUUUCCUUGGGAAAAAGAGGUGUAUGAUAUUCUUGGUGGCAUAAUCCUACAACCCGAUCACUAUGGUAAACCGGCAUAUACCAAGUCAAUGGUUCAUGAGUUGGGUCACGUGUUAGGUUUAUGGCACACUCACCAUGGAAUAUCAGAAAUGGGAUGCACUGAUGAAUGUUUAGAAAUUUACCCAUCGCUAGAACUCGGAGAUCUUAUUGCUGAUACAUAUCCAACUCCUUUGAAUCAGCAUUGCAGGGAUCCCAAACCCAAUGAGUUUGAUAAAUGUGGAAUACAGAUUGACUAUAUCAACACCCCAUUUAGAAAUUACAUGGGAUAUGCAGACAACGCUUGCAUUGAUAAUUUCACACCUCAACAACGUGCCCGUAUGCACUGCUACAUUGAUUUGAUAUACAAGCCUUGGCAAGACAGUAAAACGCCCUCAAUGGUGCCAUUACCACCGAAAAUUAUCUCUAAAGGAGAGGGCUCUAUUAGUAUGGCCUGGGUGCCAUCACUAAGUCUCAAUCUUGGUGGACCAGGCAAUGAAUGUAAUGAGUGUUCCCAUGACAACACAUUGAUCCAGUAUGCUAAAACAGCAUAUUCUCCUAACCCUUCAUGGUCUUUUGGGGACACAUCCCAAGCAACAGGCCCACCAGAUGCAGAGCACUGCGAUGUAAGUGGCAAAGCCUGGAUGCCCAAGGAUAUUGACUGUGAAAACUGCUAUAUUGAAUUAGGUUUUGAGACCAACAUAGUUCCAAUACAACUGUCAAUAUGGGUAGCUUGGAAUCCAUCUGAUGGAAUAAAAGAUGUUGUACUUGUAUUUAAAGAUGGCACUGAACAAUCUCUUGGCGCAAUUACUGCAUAUUGUGAUAUGCCAUACACAACACAGUUAUUUGUUGGUAGAAGGGUUAUUGAAAAAGUGCGCAUACAUGUAACGAAUCAGUAUGUUAGUAUUGAUGCAGUGCAGCUGACAUCUGAAAAGGACCACCCCGUCUGCAAAGAAUGUAAACCAUUAAGAUAUAUUAUACACCGCACACCAGCAUUUACAUUGGGAGAACAUCGUGUUACAGUGCAGGCACCUUACUAUCAUGACAGUGAUUUGAGUCUUGGAACCCAAUAUGUAUACAACAUACAAGCUGUACAAGGUGGUCAAUUAAGUGAGAUGUCACCAUCUUUGCUAUAUACCCAUGGACAGUCAUUUUGUGGGGAUGGCGUUAUUGACAGAUCUCGCAAUGAAGAGUGUGACGAUGGCAACGCCAUAAAUCAAGAUGGAUGCAAUUUAAAUUGCAAAAUUGAUGAAUUCUUUCACUGUAAAGGAGAACCAAGUUUAUGUUACUUACAUGAUGGAGAUGGAAUUUGUGAGGAUUUUGAACAACUUUCCAGUGUUCGUGAUUGUGGUUUUUAUACACCACCUGGCUAUAGUGACCAGUAUGCAACAACUGCUGUAGCAAAUCCAAUGUAUCAACAUGAUGACUGUCCUGAAAGUGUAGUCAUUGGUGAACCACACUUAUCACAGAAAUGUGAAGCUGAGAUUGAUCCUUCCACUGCAUGGCGUCCAUGUAAUGUUGUUUUAAAUGAUGGUGACUAUUGGCUGAGGGUGGGAUUUGACAGGCCUUUGGUUGCUACCACUGUCAUUAUUUAUAUUGCUUCUGAUGGAGCGUCCACAUUGAACUUUGAACCCAAUUCCAUGUCAAUAGAUCUUAUUGAUACAGCUGAUAUUAGCCACCCUCUUGGAACCAAUGAAAUUAUGCUAUUCUGCAAAGACAAUCCAAUUCACGUCGGCGUCGUCCAUGACCUUAGUAAACCCUUUUACCUUACAAAAGCGGUUUUAAUCAAGUUCACUUCUCCAAAUAUAGCAAUCUCGGCAGUGGCACUACGCUCACACAAUGGAUUGGAUCCAAUCACGUUAGCCGGGUGUCAUCCGGGUGAACUUUAUAAUCCAGCCACUAAGCAGUGUACUUCGUAUCAAUGUAAAAAACCAAUGUGUAAUAAACUAACCAUUAAACAUGCCUCGUCUGAUUGUCAGGACAACGAUAAAGAUUACGUGGAAGGUGAUAUUUGCAAGGUGAAAUGUAUUAAUGGCUACGUACCAAAUGAAAGUAAACAGGUGUUGUGUGUAGGUGGUAAUUGGCAAGGCUUAUCGUCUCUAUCCUGUAUGCCUAUUAACUGUGGUACACCAAAUAUUGCCCAUGCAGAGGUAGUUUGUUCUGAUGGUACAACAUUUGGUAAACAGUGCUCCUUUAAAUGUAUUCACCCAGCUAAGAUGCAAGGUACCGAUAACACAGUAGUGUGUGAAAGUGAUGGCAUGUUUAGCCUGCCAGAUGCAUUCUGUCAGUUGAUGUGUGAUGCACCACAGUUACCAACAAAUGCAAUACUUGCAAAUCAGAAAUGCCAACACAGUGGCCACAACGUUGGUACGUCUUGUAAGUUUCGCUGUAAAGCAGGAUACUAUAUAAAAGGACAACCAUACAGCAGAUCAUUCCGUCAUGUAUGCGGAGAAGACGCUGAAUGGCACGGACAAACAUGUGAGCCAGUCCAGUGUGAACCUCCCCCACUACUGUAUUACGGCAUGUAUAACUGCACUGAUGGAUAUAAUUCAGGAAGUGAAUGCAAACUUCGCUGCCCGGGAGAGUCUGGUGAUUCAGAUAAGUUUCGUCUUUUAUCAGCCAAUUUUACAUUGAGUCCAUAUAAUGGUGCAGAGAGUCUGUUUUGGAUGUUCAGUGAAAAUGCAGAGAGAGCAGAUUCUGAAAGUAUCUAUCACAGUAGAACAUCAAUAUGUGGUAAUAAUUACGUUUUGCCUGAAAAGAUAAAGUUUGAUGAUCAUGUACCAUCACAGUUCUACAAGAAACUCGUAGCCAUGGAAGGAUCAUACAAAUCUAAAUACAAGACAUGA
This is a messenger RNA of Saccoglossus kowalevskii, 4443 nucleotides long. RefSeq names its product pappalysin-1-like. Lineage: Eukaryota; Metazoa; Hemichordata; Enteropneusta; Harrimaniidae. The record is from RefSeq and is a predicted model, not a curated record. Gene Ontology annotation, molecular function: protein binding; metalloendopeptidase activity. Gene Ontology annotation, biological process: cell surface receptor signaling pathway; proteolysis.